AUGACAGUCAGGGAUUUGAGGUCUGACUUGUGUGAAAAUUUUGUGAGCUUGUGUUCUGUCAGUGAGUGCAUGUCUCUGUGCUUGAUUGCUUGCAAAAUUGUGUGUUCUUAUCUUGCUCCUUGUGUUCUUGUUAAAAUUGCUUCUAAAAUGGCUCAACCUGUUUUCAAAUCUGUUGAUGGCUCUCUGCCUGAUGAUGUUUCUCAAGAAAAACUGGAUGAAAUGAAUGAGUUGGCUAGGGCUACUAUUAUUCUUAAUCUGUCUGAUUCUGUGAUUAGGAAAGUUGAUCAUAUUGAAUCUGCUUCUGAAAUGUGGAAACACAUUGAUACACUGUUUACUGAAACUUCUAUGUCUUCAAAGAUAUUACAGAAGCUUGUGCAAGAUAUUAAAAGAUCUGGUGAUAAAACAAUUGAUGAAUACACUAGUAUUGCUUUGAUGAAUGCUAUACCUGAUUCUUAUAGUGAUGUAAAAGCUGUCAUUAAAUAUGGCAGAGACUCUGCUCCUCUUGACUUAUUAGCUAUUGAAAAUGUUGCAAAUAUUACAAAGUUUGAUGCUGACAAUGAAUCUGUGUUUAUGCUGCAUGAUUUGUUGUAUAUAAAUGCUUCCCCUAUGUGUCCUUUUACAUCAAAUGAUUGGCUGUGUGAUUCUGGUUGUACUUAUCAUGUUAGCCCCUUCAAGGAAGUAUUCACUGAGAUUAAGCUUGUAACUAAUACUUAUGUGUCAAUGGCUGAUGACAAGAAGUGUGAAAUUCUUGGUAUUGGCACUGUGUGUUUGAAGUUUGAAAAUGACUAUGCGUUGAACCUGAAGGAUGUGAGAUAUGUUCCAGAUUUAUACUAUAAUUUGAUGUCAUGCACUGCAUUAGAAAAAUCUGGCAUGGGUGGAAAAUGGGGGGAAGGGUACAUGAAAAUCUGUAAGGGUUCCAUGUGUGUGUUCAAGGCUAAAAGGAAAUGUGGUUUAUAUGUCUGUACAGCUGUGCCUCUUACCUGUGAUAAAUCAUGUGCCAAUGUUGUUAAAACUGAUAAAUUGAUGUUAUGGCAUAAUAGGCUAGGUCACAUGAGUAAAAAAGGACUGAAUAUUCUGAAAAAACAUGAUAUCUUGUCUGAAUCUGAUGUUCAUGGUAAUUUGCCUUUCUGUGACACUUGUGUGUUAGGUAAACAGCAGAGUUACUUUUUCUACCCUUGUGCCUACAAAUGUCAGUCAAAAUAUUUUUGA
This is a messenger RNA of Salvia splendens (bonfire salvia), 1209 nucleotides long. RefSeq lists its product as uncharacterized. The transcript has 4 exons. The record is from RefSeq and is a predicted model, not a curated record. The coding region runs from base 1 to 1209 and encodes 402 amino acids. Lineage: Eukaryota; Viridiplantae; Streptophyta; Magnoliopsida; Lamiales; Lamiaceae.